CCUGAUCGAUUCAAAAAGGGAAUGUCCCUUAAAUCACAAACCCAUAUUCUCCCUCCUUCCUCAGGUUUUCCCUUUGUUUAUUUAUCUUCACAAGAUUUUAGGGUGUCAUUCCAAAAACCCACAAAAACUCAUCACACCCUUAUAUUUUAAUAAUUAGCUAGGUUCCUGAUAUAUUUGGCUUCUUUACGGGAAACCAUUUUUGCAAACUUAAUUUGUCUCAUCAGCAUCAAAGUUCUUUAUUUACAAGAAAAAAGCAGCUUUUGUCAUGGUCUUUUAAGUUUUCAAUAUUUGUCUUUUUUUCUCUGUUGAAUUCCAGUUCCAGUAUCAUUUACAUCCAUGCUUUCAGCUUCUACGUACUUCAUCGAUCAAGUUUCCAUUGUCUAGUUGGUGUCUAGAAUUUAUACACUUAGCGUACUGGUUCGUGCACUUUGGGAAAGAAUAGUUUUGAUUUUCUCCUUUCUUUGUCUGCUUAAUUUACAUAAAUGGAGAACAUGGGAGAAUGGGAGCAAAGGAGUUUAAUAAAUGAACUAACACAAGGAAGAGAGCUAGCUAGGCAACUCCAAGUCUAUCUCAAUGUGCCUUCUUCUUCUCAUGAAACUCGUGAAUUGUUAGUCCAAAAGAUCCAAGCUUCCUUCGAGAAGGCACUUUCAAUGCUAAACUGCAAUACGUCUUUGGCAGUAGAUCAGCCACAACCCUCAGGACUAGCAAUCAGAAUGUCGGAGUCACCACCUUCUCGUAGUGCAAGUCCCCGGAGUGAAGACUCUGACCGUGAUUUCAAGGAACAGGAGCUCAAAUUCGAUGCCUCCAAGAAAAGAAAAACUCUGCCAAGAUGGACACAACAAGUCCGAGUUACGCCUGGUACAGCCCUGGAGGGACCUCUUGAUGAUGGCUUCAGUUGGAGGAAAUAUGGACAAAAAGAUAUUCUAGGUGCAAAAUAUCCAAGAGGCUACUACAGGUGCACCCACCGAAAUGUACAAGGUUGUUUGGCUACAAAGCAAGUACAAAGAUCAGAUGAUGACCCAACAAUCUUUGACAUUACUUACCGCGGAAGGCAUACUUGUAAUCUAGCCUCCCAUGUUAUGCCUCCCUCAGUACUCUCAGAAAAUCAAGAACAAGGAACAAGCAUAGACCCACAGCAGCAUAACCAGCAAGAAGAACAAACCCAGAAACAAUCACAAGAUCUACUGUUGAGCUUCCGGAGGGGACUUAAAGUUAUAACCCAAGACUUACACAUUAGAGAACAAACAUAUCCUUCAUUCCCUAAUUAUCCGUCAUCAACGAGAUCUAAUAUAAAGGUUGAAAACAAUGUUGUCUUUUCACCUUCUGUGAUGAACAACAAUAAUGUGGUGGGAAAUCUUUCACCUUCUUUAAUAUCGCCUGCAACAUCCGGGUCUAACUAUUGCUCUGUGUCUCCAAGUCCAAGCGGGAUGAGCAGUACUCAUAUGCAGGGAAACGUUAAUUUUCCAACUUUUGUGCCUCAGCCCGCUGAGAUUAUCCAAGCUUCUACUUCAGCAACAAACCUUCCCACUGUUGGUUUGGAUUUCCCAUUUGGUAAUGCCGAAUUCGAUCCAAACUUCACAUUUGACAACCAUGGUUUUUUUUCCUAAUCCUAAUCCUUGUAGCCAAGAAACCUUUGUUUCUCAUUUUUCCCUCUCCAGAAUAAUUUUCUCCCUUUUUUAACUCAAUUCUGUAACAAACAAGAGUUCGAUUUUAGGCCCCUGUAGGAUAUGUCUCGUAGCAAAUGUAGACUGUACUUAGUUUUUUCUUUUCUUUUGCGGGAUGAAGUGUUACCUUUUUCCAAUUUUAAUGAAGUCAGUUUCGUGUGCCCAAAUCAUGGGCCGUAAAAGAUUACACUUUAAACCCAAUGUAGGCAAAAGUAGAAUUCUGAACCCUAUAUAAGGAGGCUAAAAGUUCACCCAAAAAGGAACCCAAAGGUGAGGCUAUCGGGUUUUCUGUUUAAGCCCACUGCCAGAGAAAUUCCAAAGCCCAGGUUCAUAAACAUAGUGUGAUGAUGACUGAUGAGCCACCGUUUUCAUAUGCCGUUGUUGGGAUGAGUAAUCCAUUCUAAUUUGUACCAGAACUAUGAUUCCUCCUCUAAAUUUGAGCUGCUGAGAAAACGAUUUUAUUAGGUGGUCCAAACCUGAGUUAAAAGAAAAGCAGACAAAAAUAAAUAAAUAACUGCGAAAAUUUUUUUAUUUCAGUGGUCCACAUUAAGCCUCAUUAAGGCAGUCAUGCAAAUUUUGGGUCUUCUACUGAGCAAUUCUUGUUUAAGAUUGCAUGCAUGGGACCAUUGUUACACCUCAGCUGAAUAUUCUUUUUUUUGGAUUAUUAUUGUUGUUGAUGUUAUUAAAUGUGUUUUAUAUUUUAUUCCUUUGAAAAAGGAAAUUUGAUGAAAUUAUUUUUGGAAAUCCUAAGUGUAUAUGAACUUAAAUAUAUACUAGCUGAGAUGAU
Messenger RNA from Durio zibethinus, 2451 nucleotides. Its product is annotated as putative WRKY transcription factor 53. The record is from RefSeq and is a predicted model, not a curated record. Gene Ontology annotation, cellular component: nucleus. Gene Ontology annotation, molecular function: transcription cis-regulatory region binding; DNA-binding transcription factor activity. NCBI's taxonomy places the organism in Eukaryota, Viridiplantae, Streptophyta, Magnoliopsida, Malvales, Malvaceae. Gene Ontology annotation, biological process: regulation of DNA-templated transcription.